Messenger RNA from Daphnia magna, 942 nucleotides. RefSeq lists its product as uncharacterized. Bases 1 to 942 code for a protein of 313 amino acids. The record is from RefSeq and is a predicted model, not a curated record. The transcript has 2 exons. Lineage: Eukaryota; Metazoa; Arthropoda; Branchiopoda; Diplostraca; Daphniidae.
AUGGCAAAAGGAAGACUGGAGAGUCUAUUGAAAAGACUCAAAAGAACACCAGAACUUCUAUCAGCCUACCAUAAGGAAAUAGACCAGCUUCGCGUCCAAAACUUCGUAGAGGAGGCAGACCAGAAUUACGAAGGACUCCACACUUAUCUGCCACACCAUCCUGUCAUCCGACAGGACAAAAAAUCCACGAAGAUUCGACUGGUAUUCGACGGGGCGGCAAAAUCAAAGUAUGGCCCAAGCCUCAACGAUGUCUUAGAAACCGGCCCGAACCUAAAUCCCGAUCUGCUAGCCGUCUUAAUGCGAUUCCGUUUGAACAAAAUCGCAUGGAUAGCAGACAUCGAAAAAGCUUUCUUAAACAUCGCCCUGCAUCCUGAAGACGCCGAAGCUGUCAGAUUCCUGUGGAUCACGGAGCCAGAAACGCCAAAUUCGCCUCUAGUGGCAUACAAGUGGAAACGAGUCCCAUUUGGGCUCAGCUCCAGCCCAUUUUUGCUGCGAGCUACCCUAAACAAACACCUAGACGGCAUGGAAUCAAUCUACUCCACCACAGUAAGACAGCUCAAGGAGCAAAUUUAUGUUGACGACUACCUUGGAGGCGCCGACAACAUUUCCACAGCCAAAACCAGGAUACAGGAGACGAAAUCCAUCUUCCAGGAGGCAAAACUCAACAUGCGAAGUUGGGUCACCAACGACAAAACAGUUCGCAAAUUUCUCAGUGAAAAGGGGCUCAUCAACCCCAUAUGGCACUUGGCUGGAUCCGAGGAGACACCAACAGGUGGAAACCAUUCGUCAGGAACCAAGUCGAUGCUAUUAAGAAACUUUCUGGCCCAAAUUGGUGGCGGCACUGUCCAGGCGUCCAAAAUCCUGCGGAUCUCGCCUCGCGGGGAGCGCCAGCCGCAACGCUGGUACACUCCGAGCUAUGGUGGAACGGACCAUCAUGGCUGA